AUGUACGUGAGCUACCUGCAGCUGGACAAGGACCCCGCCAUGUACCCGCACCAGAACCCGGUGGCCCGCCACCCGGGUCUCAGCCUCAGCCCGCAGAACUUCCCGGUCCCCGCCCCGCCGCAGUACCCGGACUUCGCCGGCUACCACCACCACCACCACGGCCUGGGCAACGACCCGCACCCGGCGCAGCAGGCCGGGCCGGGGGCCGGCGGCUGGAGCCCGGCCUACCCGCCUCCUCCUCCGCCCGCUCGGGACGACUGGUCGUCGCAUCACUACGCGGCGGCGGCAGCGGCCGCGGCGGCCGGCGGGCCUCCGGCCGCCUCCACCGUCCCCGGAGCGGUGGGUCCCGCCCUGGGCUUCAGCCCCCCGGACUUCCCCGGUCAGCUGCCCGCGUCCCUGAACGCGUCGGCCGGGCAGCUGUCCCCCGGAUCCCCGCGCAGGAGGAACCCGUACGACUGGAUCCGAACCUCGGCGCCGCCCAACAACCCAAACGGAAAGACGCGAACCAAAGACAAGUACCGGGUGGUUUACACCGACCACCAGCGGCUGGAGCUGGAGAAGGAGUUCCACUACAGCAAAUACAUCACCAUCCGGAGGAAGGCGGAGCUCGCCACGGCGCUCAGCCUGUCAGAGAGACAGGUGAAGAUCUGGUUCCAGAACCGCCGGGCCAAGGAGCGCAAGAUCAACAAGAAGAAGCUCCAGCAGCCGGCCUCCUCCACGACCACGCCCACGCCUCCCACCGGCGGCGGUGGUCUCCACGGAAACGGCGGCAGCAGCGUCGCCAUGGUGACGAGCAGCAGCGGCGGCAGCAGCAACGGCCUGGUGUCUCCGUCUCUGGCUCUGAACAUCAAAGAGGAGUACUGA
Messenger RNA from Stegastes partitus (bicolor damselfish), 864 nucleotides. RefSeq names its product caudal type homeobox 1 b (gene cdx1b). The coding region runs from base 1 to 864 and encodes 287 amino acids. Lineage: Eukaryota; Metazoa; Chordata; Actinopteri; Pomacentridae. Gene Ontology annotation, cellular component: nucleus. Gene Ontology annotation, molecular function: RNA polymerase II transcription regulatory region sequence-specific DNA binding; DNA-binding transcription factor activity, RNA polymerase II-specific. The record is from RefSeq and is a predicted model, not a curated record. Gene Ontology annotation, biological process: animal organ morphogenesis; cell differentiation; regulation of transcription by RNA polymerase II. The transcript has 3 exons.